AUGACUGAGGUGGUCCUGAAGGAUGAGGCAUCGAUGGAGAAGACUACGGAGUUGGCGACCCGUUUGGGACAGCUGGGACAAACCAGGAUCAUCAAUGGGGCGGCCCAUGCCCAGCGGCAGGCAGCAGACAUUGCUCUCCGCGAAGCAAAAGAAGAACAGCGAUUGAACCUCAUGACGGCGAAAAAAGCAGCAUCGGUGACCACGGAACUCCUGGCGCUGCGAGGAACUGGUGGUUCGGCCAAGUCACGCCGCAAGUUUGCUUCGAAAGCUAUGGCGUUGGUAUCCGACAGCCAGAAGAUGCAGGCCAGUGGUCUUCGCUUUGAGGAUGCAAACCAAGAUGACGAAGGUGAGGAGUCGGAAGACAAUGAGGCGUAA
Messenger RNA from Cladocopium goreaui, 375 nucleotides. Lineage: Eukaryota; Dinophyceae; Suessiales; Symbiodiniaceae. The record is from the annotation of a GenBank genome assembly.